Mercenaria mercenaria is the source of this 710-nucleotide messenger RNA. RefSeq lists its product as uncharacterized. Bases 24 to 710 code for a protein of 228 amino acids. Gene Ontology annotation, molecular function: DNA binding. The transcript is spliced from 2 exons. Gene Ontology annotation, cellular component: nucleus. The record is from RefSeq and is a predicted model, not a curated record. NCBI's taxonomy places the organism in Eukaryota, Metazoa, Mollusca, Bivalvia, Venerida, Veneridae.
CCUUGAAAGCGCAUCAAAAUGGGAUGUCCAUCAGAGAAGCUUCAAAAGCGUACAAUAUCCCAAAAUCAACACUAGCUGACAGGGCUAGUGGCAGAUAUGAGGUAAAUGUAACUCAUGGUCGUCCGUGUGCGAUACCAAUUGAAGUUGAAAAGAAAAUUGUCGAAACAGUGAAAGUAGCCGCUGAGAGGGGAAUUGGAAUUUCGCGGAAGCAGUUGCUACUUAGGACAAACGUGUUGUGCCAACGCAUUCAGGUGCAUACAUCCUAUAAGAACUUCCACGCAGGUAAAAACUGGUGGGAAGGCCUCAAGAGACGUCAUGGGCUUACACUUAGACAGCCAGAGCGCCUCGGUAGUACGCGUUGUCGUAUGAUGAAUCGUGAAGUUGUAGGAAAGUAUUUUGAGGCAUUGUCAAACAUCAUUACUUCCUCAAACUUGAAUGACAAGCCAGAAUUCAUCUGGAAUUGUGACGAGACCAGCAAGAAUUUUGAACACAAUCCAAUUAAAGUUGUUUCUGGUAUAGGUGCUAAAAAUGUAUGUGGUAGAACAAGUAGCAAAUCUACUAAUAUAACCAUUAUGGCAUGUGUUAACGCAGCCGGCAAAGCUAUGCCACCCAUGUUUAUAGUAAAGGGAAAGACCCAAGGUCAUUGUACUCGUUCAAUACUCAGGCAGCUCCUCCUGGUACUAAGUGGUCCUACCAGAAGGGCUGGAUGA